AUGGCUACUAAGAAGCUGACUGCAGGAGCUGAUGUAGCAGAGCAGCAGCUUGGGACAGAGGAGGCAUUGCUGAUUCUACCGCAUGGCUAUGAUCCGGAUGAGGAGGAUGAACCUGCCUACUGUUUUCUUGCCCCUGCACCAGAGGAACCAGCUAGCAUGGAGGAGGCAUUAGCUGGACCAGAUAGGGAGAAGUGGCUGGUUUCCAGGGAUGCUGAGUACCAGAGCCUGCUAGAGAAUGGGACAUGGGAGCUGGUGGUGCUGCCUGAGGGGAAGAAAGCCGUACAGUGCAAGUGGGUGCUAAGGAUCAAGACCGAUGACAAGGGACAGGUCACCAUCUACAGGAGUAGGCUGGUGGCUAAGGGGUUUAUGCAGAAGGAGAAGCGGGACUUCAAUGAGAUCUUUGCUCCCACUGCCAAACCCCCUACCCUCCGUGUCUUGUUGGCAGAUGCAACCGUUACUGGGAAAUUCAUCAUUCAGAUGGAUAUAUCAACGGCAUUCCUCAAUGGGAUUUUAGAGGAGGAUAUGUACAUGACACAGCCGCCUGGGUAUGAGGAUGGUACAGGCAGGGUGUGCAAGCUGAAAAAGUCCAUCUGCUGGUACCAGAAGUUGGCAGCUGUUUUAGAGGAGAUGGGAUUCAGGACCAGCAGCUGUGAUGAGAGCCUCUUUCUCAAGGGGGAGGGGGAGAAGCUGGUGCUGUUUCUGGUCUAUGUGGACGACAUUCUUCUCUUUAGCAGCAGCAUGAAGGAGAUCCAGAAUGUGCAGCAGCAGCUGAUGGAGAACUUCAAGUGCAAGAACCUUGGGGAGGUAAAGUACUACCUCGGGAUGCAUGUGGAGAGGGAUCCAGAUCACAGGUGGUUGAAGCUGCACCAGGAAAAGUUCAUCAAGGAGCUGGGGGAGAAGUAUGGGAUUGAGAAUGAGCGCAAGGUUGCAACUCCCCUGCCAGCAGAAUUCAAGCUUGUGAAGGCUGCAGAGGAUGAAGGGGUUGAAGCCGAGGAGCAGCAGAAAUUUCAGUCCUUGGUGGGCAGCCUCUUGUAUGCAGCAGUUCACACGAGGCCCGACAUCUCUUUCUCGGUUGGGCAGCUGGCUAGGGUGGUACAGAAUCCAUCAGAGGAGCAGGUGGAUGCAGCUGAGCGUGUGGUGAAGUAUCUGAACUCUCACCCAAGCAUUGGAGUUCAAUACUCCGCAUCUGCACAGGUGAAGCGGAAAGGGGUUGAGGUGCUGAAAGAGAAGGGGGAGAGGCUUGGAGAAGGCAAGUUGUUUCUCACUUGCUUUACAGAUGCUACGAACGCUGUGAUUCAUGGGCUCAAUAAGCACAUGCGUAUCAAGUGGCACUGGCUGCGUAAGGAGGUGAAGAGGGGGACGGUGAAUCCGAUCUACAUCAAGACUCACCAGCAGCCAGCAGACUUCCUCACUAAGAGGCUUGCGGAUGAGCCUCAUUGGCGUUGUGUGCGCAUGAGUGGAAUGAGCAUGAACUAG
Closterium sp. Naga37s-1 is the source of this 1476-nucleotide messenger RNA. Lineage: Eukaryota; Viridiplantae; Streptophyta; Zygnematophyceae; Desmidiales; Closteriaceae. The record is from the annotation of a GenBank genome assembly.